This is a messenger RNA of Myotis brandtii (Brandt's bat), 2284 nucleotides long. RefSeq names its product serum/glucocorticoid regulated kinase family, member 3 (gene SGK3). The transcript is spliced from 17 exons. NCBI's taxonomy places the organism in Eukaryota, Metazoa, Chordata, Mammalia, Chiroptera, Vespertilionidae. The coding region runs from base 137 to 1792 and encodes 551 amino acids. The record is from RefSeq and is a predicted model, not a curated record. Gene Ontology annotation, biological process: protein phosphorylation. Gene Ontology annotation, molecular function: phosphatidylinositol binding; protein serine/threonine kinase activity; ATP binding.
UGCAUGAUGGAAUUUGAACAUUACCUCAAGAGGUUUUAUGUUUUGGAGUAGCUGUUGUGUUUGUCCUCUGCUGACCAUUGCUUCGGAUUCAUUUUCUGGUGUCCUUUUGAGGCCGUAAACCCAAAGGGAUUAUACCAUGGACUACAAGGAAAGCUGCCCAAGUGUAAGCAUUCCCAGCUCUGAUGAACACAGAGAGAAAAAGAAGAGGUUCACUGUUUAUAAAGUUCUGGUCUCAGUGGGCAGGAGUGAGUGGUUUGUCUUCAGAAGAUAUGCAGAAUUCGAUAAGCUUUACAAUACUUUAAAGAAACAAUUUCCCACUAUGGCCCUGAAGAUUCCUGCCAAGCGCAUAUUUGGUGAUAAUUUUGAUCCCGGAUUACUUGGGAUUUUCAUUAAGGAGAUAAGGCCUCUGAAGAAGUUGGCAAGGCUCAGGCCCACGUGCCACCACUCUUGUUCUCUUCCAUCGAGAGGCCUCCAGCCCUUCUCAACACAGCAUUCCAGGCAGCCACUGACAUGGUGCUCUCCCAGCCGGUGUGUGUGUCUUGUGCUAAUGAGUGCAAACUCCUUCUGUAGACCAGCAGCUGCCCAUGGAGGCAGAAAGGGUGUGUCCUAUCAGAAACACCCAGGAACAAGUCCAGAUGUCAGAGCGUUCCUUCAAAUGGACAGUCCGAAACACCAGUCAGAUCCAUCUGAAGAUGAGGAUGAAAGAAGUACUGAGAAGCUACACUCUACCUCACAGAACAUCAACCUGGGACCGUCUGGAAAUCCUCAUGCUAAACCAACAGACUUUGAUUUCUUAAAAGUUAUUGGAAAAGGCAGCUUUGGCAAGGUUCUUCUUGCAAAACGGAAACUGGAUGGAAAAUUUUAUGCUGUCAAAGUGUUACAGAAAAAAAUCGUUCUCAACAGAAGAGAGCAAAAACAUAUUAUGGCUGAACGUAAUGUGCUCUUGAAAAAUGUGAAGCAUCCAUUUUUGGUUGGAUUACAUUAUUCCUUCCAAACAACUGAAAAGCUUUAUUUUGUUCUGGAUUUUGUCAAUGGAGGGGAGCUGUUUUUUCACUUACAAAGAGAACGGUCCUUUCCUGAACACAGAGCAAGGUUUUAUGCUGCUGAAAUCGCCAGCGCAUUGGGUUACUUGCACUCCAUCAAAAUAGUGUACAGAGACUUGAAACCGGAAAACAUUCUUCUGGAUUCCGUAGGACAUGUUGUCUUAACAGAUUUUGGGCUUUGUAAAGAAGGAAUUGCUAUUUCUGAUACCACAACGACAUUUUGUGGAACACCAGAGUACCUAGCACCUGAAGUGAUCAGAAAACAGCCCUAUGACAAUACUGUAGAUUGGUGGUGCCUUGGUGCUGUACUGUAUGAAAUGCUGUAUGGGUUGCCUCCUUUUUAUUGCCGAGAUGUUGCUGAAAUGUAUGACAACAUUCUGCACAAGCCCCUAAAUCUGAGGCCAGGAGUGAGCCUCACAGCCUGGUCCAUUCUGGAAGAACUCCUAGAAAAAGACAGGCAAAAUCGGCUCGGUGCCAAAGAAGACUUUCUUGAAAUUCAGAAUCAUCCCUUUUUUGAAUCACUCAGUUGGACGGACCUUGUACAAAAGAAGAUUCCACCACCGUUUAAUCCUAAUGUGGCAGGACCAGAUGAUAUUAGGAACUUUGAUGCAGCGUUUACGGAAGAAACAGUUCCAUAUUCUGUGUGUGUGUCUACUGACUAUUCUAUAGUGAAUGCCAGCGUACUGGAGGCUGAUGAUGCAUUCGUUGGUUUCUCUUAUGCACCUCCUUCAGAAGACUUAUUUUUGUGAACAUUUUGCCAUCCGGGAACCAUUGAGCAAAUAUAAACCUAUGUACAGACGAGACUGAAAUUCCUGUUUGUGUGAAUAUAUUCAAAUAUGUUUAGUGCCUCUUUUUUACAUAUAAUGUUAACAACUAUGAAAAAUGUAUUUUCUGCUGUAUGUAAGAAAAUAGUGCAUUUCAAAGAGCUAACUUUGGAAUUAAAAUUUGUAUUCUUGUUUAUUAAGCUUAUUUUUAAACAGAAAUUUUUAAAGCUAUUGUUCUUAGCAUUAACCUAUUUUUAAAGAAAACUUUUUUGCUAAUGACUGUUUUUUUCCCAAGUUUACACUAACACCUACCCAAGAUAGACUGUUUUUCAACAGCCUAUUUCAGUUCAGUUCACAUAUAUUAAUGCCUUUGUAACUCUACUUUGAUCUUUGUUCUCAGAUCAGAACUAUGCAAUUUGUAUGUGGUUGUUUAAGAAGAAACCAUAUCUGUCCAUAAUAAAUCUCUGCUUGCCAUAA